AUGAGCGUCGAUCCCCUCUACUGGCUUCCGUAUGACAAAGACGAAAACGCAUACCAGGCGGUGGAUUACUUCGCCAAUAUUGCAGCACCCGCCCUCCGUCCAGUCUACGAAAUAUUCAACAUUACCAGUGUCUACACUUCCCUAUUCCUCGAGUGCAUUACCGAGAGCGAAAGCUUUUACCAUGCGGGCAUUGCCAGACUGUGCGUUACCGCAGACUUGUUAAGGAGUUCUGGAAGAAAGCCCACCUUCUCAGUCCUAUUACAUCAAGCAAAGGCAAUUACCCAUCUGCGGCAUGAGAUCGAGAAAACGACACAACCGACCAAUAUGAUGCUCGCUACCAUUCUGUUUCUCAUUGCUAUCGACAUAGCAAUCGGCCAACAGUCGUCAGCAAACAUGCACCGAAUUAACCUUGCUCGGUUGGUAAGGGCCCGAGGAGGACUGGACGCUCUGGGCCAUGAUGGAUUCGAAAAGGCGACAUUUAUGCAAUUUGACAACAUCUAUUCUCUUGAGCGAGGCCCGAGCACCCUUGUGCCUCCACGACGCUACCGUCCAAAAUACCCACCGUUCCCACUUUCCCCACGGUUUUUUACAAUCAUUAGCGUUUUCCCGGACGGCUUCCAGUGCCUAGCCCGCCACCGCCUACUGCCCCUCGAGAUGAUCGAGUUACUGUCUCGCAUCGCUGCUACCGUUCGCCGCUGUUUCGGCAGCACGGUCUACGUACCUUUCUCCGCAACCGCAAACCCUUUUCACUCAGAGCGACGCAAGUACGACUCAUUUAGCGACGCUUGCCCUUGGCUCCUCGCGCCUGAGGACAAUGUGCACCCCUUGCUCAAACCUCUGACUCUUGCUCUGCUUCUCUGGUGCUGCAAUGCAUACUCUGCAAUCCGCGCCUCUACAGUUGUCUACACCGGCGUUCUCCGUGCUCUAACGAUGCGACUCCUACGAGCGCCCGUCAUCCUAGAGCCUCCUGCGAAUCUGCGCACACAUCUUGCGGAAGCGGCUGACGACGAAGAUUGCAUGUUAUGGGUUUGGAUGGGUAUUGAGGAGGUUUUUCUGGACAGAUGA
Cladophialophora psammophila CBS 110553 is the source of this 1065-nucleotide messenger RNA. RefSeq lists its product as uncharacterized. The transcript has 5 exons. The record is from RefSeq and is a predicted model, not a curated record. The coding region runs from base 1 to 1065 and encodes 354 amino acids. NCBI's taxonomy places the organism in Eukaryota, Fungi, Ascomycota, Eurotiomycetes, Chaetothyriales, Herpotrichiellaceae.